AUGUAUAAUAUAAUUUUAUCUAUAUUUUAUCCAAUAUUCUUAGCAUUAGUUUUUCCAACCCAAAUAUUUCUUUUUGUCGUCGUAGUCAAAUAUUCUCCGAAGUAUAUGCAAACUCUGAGAAAUGUUUUAUUUUGCAACUGCAUUUUCCAAACGAUUUCAGUAGUAUUGUUAUGUUUGUUACAACUUCGUCAAGUCUCGCACUUGAAACCCAUGGAAAUCUGGUGUUAUGGGCCGUUAAGGCAUUUUGAGGCGAUUAUAUCUUAUUGCUUGUAUUUCGUAUCCCAGAGCACCUCUGUUGUUAGCAACAUUUUAGUGCUCCUCACAAUCUAUCUGAAAUAUGAAGCUGCAAAAAACGUAACAAACAAGCAAUCCAACAAAUGCAUAGUUAUUAUACUUUUAUUGGUGCCAGUUUUUGUAUUAGUGGGAGCUGAAAUAUACAGUGUCGUUACACAUUCAUUGUUGCCAGAAGUUAGAUAUCUUUUCGAGGUAAUCAAUUCCAACGUGACUGACCAUUCAGUUAUUGGUUAUAUAACUUUGCAAACUGUUCCAAGUUAUUUGAUAAUCAGCAUUGUUUUCGGAUCGGUUUUCCUGCUUCCACCGAUGGGAUUGUAUACACGGAGAAAAAUCAUUUUCCACAUCAACUCCGGUAGGGAUACUACUUCACAACUCAAAAAACAUCAACGGAAAACAUUUAUAAAUGGUUUAACACUCCAAGCUUGCCUUCCUCUUGUGAGCCUGUGCCCAAUUUUUGUGUGCUAUGUGAUAGUGAUUGGAACUAAAUCAGAAUUGCUUUUCGAGCAGUAUUGUAUUUCUGUGCUAGUGCUACUCCCCACGUUUUUCGACCCGUACAUCACGUUAUACUCGGUGGCUCCGUACCGAAAACAAAUCGGGAUGUGGUUGGGAAAAGCAAAGACAGGACCUAUGAUUGUCAUAUCUUCUAUUAUGAAUCUUUAA
Molecule: messenger RNA, 954 nt
Organism: Caenorhabditis elegans
Lineage: Eukaryota; Metazoa; Nematoda; Chromadorea; Rhabditida; Rhabditidae
Gene: srd-47
Product: Serpentine receptor class delta-47
Exons: 6
Coding region: 1-954 (317 amino acids)
Cellular component (GO): membrane
Source: RefSeq, marked reviewed